This is a messenger RNA of Syzygium oleosum, 2459 nucleotides long. Its product is annotated as D-glycerate 3-kinase, chloroplastic-like. NCBI's taxonomy places the organism in Eukaryota, Viridiplantae, Streptophyta, Magnoliopsida, Myrtales, Myrtaceae. The transcript is spliced from 5 exons. Bases 2015 to 2371 code for a protein of 118 amino acids. The record is from RefSeq and is a predicted model, not a curated record.
UGCAUGCUUUGUCUGUGGGUGUUUGUAGAUCAGAAAUUGAUGGGCCAAUGCACACUUAUAUCGUGGCAACUGAAAGUAGUGAAAGGAGGCAUGUUGUUUGUUUUAGUUCAAGUGAUUUAACCAUUACAUGUAGUUGCAAGUUAUUUGAAAUGCGAGGAUGGUUGUGUAGGCAUACUUUAUGCAUCUUGAGACAUGUAAAUGUUACAAGCAUUCCUUCACAAUACAUUCUGAAGACGUGGACAAAAGCUGCAAAACAAGGGACUUAUUGUCAUGUUGGACAAAGCUCUCAUGCUGUGGUAAAGUCAAAAACAUUACGCUUGAAGAAAUUGAUGCAAUUGGCUUUCAGUGUUAUGAAUAUUAGUGCAAACGAUGAUGUUUCGGAGGAGCUCGCAACCACAAUCUUGCUGUGUCUUCGCUCCCAUAUCACAAACAAAAUGCAAUCUUCGACAGGUAAUGAUCAUAUUAAUUUCUUGGUGGAAAGUGAUGAAGCUGAAGAUGUAGAAAACUAUGAAAUUCAAAUACUUGAUCCCCUUCGGAGAAGACCAAAAGGUGUACCAAACACUCGGUUGAAGGGCGCUAGUGAAAAGCGAAAGAGAAAACCAUCUUCAUGCGCAGGAGGCACCUCACAUAAGGUAUGAUGCUUGUUUAAUUUGUGAUUUCAUCAAUAAAAGCCAUGAAGUUAUUAUGAUACUCUUCCUUUUUUGCAAGAUUGACCUUCGGCGAUCAUUCACUACGAUGGGUAGAUAGCGAAUUUGGUGAUUGGUUAUCCUCCAGUUCUGAUUAAAAGCAUUAACAACUCUUUAAAACCUCGGAUUAGGUUUUUGAUUGAUAUAAUGGGGAGACAACUCGAUGAAGCUGCUGAUUAUCCUGACUUCUUUCCCCAUAGUUUGAAAAUAGACUAGAGCAACGUUACAAAUUUUUGAGCAAAAGGAACAUCGGCUGUAGCAUGAGCGAGAUGCUGGAUUGUGAUCAAAAGAAGUUCUUAUUUAAGUUCGGUUUGAUUGGAGGAUUCACCUGAGUUAAUAGUUACAUCUUUUGUUCAUUCUUACAAAUUUUUUGUAGAAUAGCUUUAGCUGUUAUUCUGUAUCCCUGAUGCUUGAGGUGAAGUCAUCUUGUAUGUGGUUCUAGUCAAACAAUUUAGAUGCCGAGUGAAAUGAUCCUUUUGGCAAAUUCAGCCCAAAAUUUGUGUUGUUUUCUCCAUAUGUGAGAUGAAAUGAAUGCUCAUUUGAAUGCACUGGUACACUUUGAAGCUCACGGAUCCACUGGCUAGCCAAGCCAAGUGAAUGCGAUUGCCAAGUCUAUAAUUCUAGGGUGCCUAGCAUCUCUAAUUCUUGUUCUGAAUCCAUCAUGGUCUAGUGUGGAUGGACUGGGAGAUUCAUAGUUGAUGAAUGAUCAUUGCAGAUGACUUGAUGAAUGAUCAUUGUAGGUACUCUGAAUCGAUGCAUAUGGUUUCAGGUUUAAGAUUGGCGGUCUUGAUUCCUGUCAAAACUUGUUUCUUCCUUAGAGUUCAUUAUGUAGCUCGAACAUUACACGUCAGGUGUUAUUUUUAUGCUACCAAUGCUGAGUUCUCCUCCCUUGCAGUCUGCUUAUAAUGGAAAGGGUGACAAAGGUGAUCCAUGGACUUGGCUAGAAGUGGAAGGGCCAUUAACGGUAAGAUAUUUCUAGACAAAAAGGCAGCAAGAUGGUGAGAGGAUGAACUUGCACUAGUUGAAAAAUCGAUUGUGUUUGUCUUUUCUAACCGAUAGAAGGGACAUGGGCUAUAGAGAUGUUAAAGUCGCAAUGACUUGGUAGUAUAAAUACUGGCAACUACGAGGCAAGCAGAACUGAUGGGGUUAUUUAGUGGGUUAUCCUUUCUCAAAAGAUGCCUGAUGAAAGGUUGACUCAGCUGUGGGCAUGGCUACGAUCUUUUGUGGAUUUGAUCACCUCUUGCAUAUUCGAAUUUCGAUUUUCUUUUAUUCCAUCAAUGAUGUUAUGACUUUCGCUUGUCUUCUAGGCUGUUUUUUUUGAAGGUUGGAUGCUUGGAUUCAAACCCUUGCCAGCAGAUGUAGUCAAAGCUGUUGAUCCACAGCUAGAGAUUGUGAACAAGAAUCUUGAAGCUUAUUAUGAUGCGUGGGACAAAUUUGUCAAGGCAUGGAUAGUCAUCAAGAUUGAGGACACCAAUUGUGUCUACCAAUGGCGCUUGCAGACAGAAAUUGCUAUGAGAGAGGCCGGAAAUCCUGGGAUGUCUGAUGAGGAGGUUAAAGAUUUUGUCUCCCGUUACCUCCGAGCGUAUGAGGCUUAUCUCCCAACACUAUACUCUGAAGGAUCAAAGGGGUCAGACCCUGAGCAUCUCCUGGUUAUCGAAAUUGAUGAAGGGAGAAACCCGUUAUAGCUCCAGAUGUAUUGGCAGCUUAUCAGGAAUUGCCUUCAAUCGCUUAUGUGAUCAUAAACCUAAUUCAUGGUGCUCGAAAAUUGGAACA